AUGGGAGCUAGGAUAUACGUGCGUGACUCUGGGCCGAAUACUCGAGGACCAGUGCGUGCGAAGCCUGCACCCGGACAGCAGUUGAUAGGUGGCGGUGUUGGUGGUGGUGGUUUUAUUACUGACAGUGUAGGUGGAAGCUGCGGCAAUGGUGGUGGUGUUAUUACUGAGACUGUUGGUGGUAGCUGCGGUGAUGGUAGUGGUGAUGGUGGUGGUGGUUUUGGUAGUGAUGGUGAUAGUUGUGGUGGUGGUGGUAUUUGUAGAGGUGGUGGGCGUGGUGGUGUUGCUAGUGCUAGUGGUGGUAGUGGUGGUGGUAUUUGUAGAGGUGGUGGUGUUGGUGGUGGUAUUCGUAGAGUUGGUGGUGGUGUUGCUAGUGCUGGUGGUUUUGGUAGUGGUGCUGGUAGUUGUGGUGAAGGUGUUAUUUGUAGAGGUGGUGGUGGUGGUGGUGGGAUACAAAACUACCCAAUAUAA
Messenger RNA from Cryptotermes secundus, 468 nucleotides. RefSeq names its product glycine-rich protein 5-like. Lineage: Eukaryota; Metazoa; Arthropoda; Insecta; Blattodea; Kalotermitidae. The transcript is spliced from 3 exons. The coding region runs from base 1 to 468 and encodes 155 amino acids. The record is from RefSeq and is a predicted model, not a curated record.